This is a messenger RNA of Musa acuminata AAA Group (dessert banana), 2289 nucleotides long. RefSeq names its product photosystem II CP47 reaction center protein. NCBI's taxonomy places the organism in Eukaryota, Viridiplantae, Streptophyta, Magnoliopsida, Zingiberales, Musaceae. Gene Ontology annotation, molecular function: chlorophyll binding. Gene Ontology annotation, cellular component: photosystem II; membrane. The record is from RefSeq and is a predicted model, not a curated record. The transcript has a single exon. Gene Ontology annotation, biological process: photosynthetic electron transport in photosystem II; photosynthesis, light reaction; photosynthesis. The coding region runs from base 178 to 1704 and encodes 508 amino acids.
UGCUUCUCUUUGUUCUUACGAACAGAAUUGUUCCAUUAUUUUCAAUGGAACGGAAUAAAAAUUAACCCUUUCUCAUACGGAAUCUACUGAAAAGGUUAGAUACAUAGUAUAGUCUUUUCCAAUGCGAUAAAAUAAAGUGACAUAGUGUCUAUUUUUCUUUGAUAAAGGGGUAUUUCCAUGGGUUUGCCUUGGUAUCGUGUUCAUACUGUCGUAUUGAAUGAUCCCGGUCGAUUGCUUUCUGUCCAUAUAAUGCAUACAGCCCUAGUUGCUGGUUGGGCCGGUUCGAUGGCUUUAUACGAAUUAGCGGUUUUUGAUCCCUCUGACCCCGCUCUUGAUCCAAUGUGGAGACAAGGUAUGUUCGUUAUACCCUUCAUGACUCGUUUAGGAAUAACCAAUUCGUGGGGUGGUUGGAGUAUUUCAGGAGGAACUGUAACGAAUCCCGGUAUUUGGAGUUAUGAAGGUGUGGCAGGGGCACAUAUUGUGUUUUCUGGCUUGUGCUUCUUGGCAGCUAUCUGGCAUUGGGUGUAUUGGGACCUAGAAAUAUUCUGUGAUGAACGUACGGGCAAACCAUCUUUGGAUUUGCCUAAGAUCUUUGGAAUUCAUUUAUUUCUCUCAGGGUUGGCUUGCUUUGGCUUUGGCGCAUUUCAUGUAACAGGUUUGUAUGGUCCUGGAAUAUGGGUGUCCGAUCCUUAUGGACUAACUGGAAAAGUACAACCCGUAAGUCCAGCGUGGGGCGCAGAAGGCUUUGAUCCUUUUGUUCCCGGAGGAAUAGCCUCUCAUCAUAUUGCAGCGGGUACAUUGGGCAUAUUAGCAGGCUUAUUCCAUCUUAGUGUCCGUCCGCCUCAACGUCUAUACAAAGGAUUACGUAUGGGCAAUAUUGAAACUGUACUUUCCAGUAGUAUCGCUGCUGUUUUUUUUGCAGCUUUCGUUGUUGCUGGAACUAUGUGGUAUGGUUCAGCAACUACCCCAAUCGAAUUAUUUGGUCCCACUCGUUAUCAGUGGGAUCAGGGAUACUUUCAGCAAGAAAUAUAUCGAAGAGUUAGCGCCGGACUAGCCCAAAAUCUGAGUUUAUCGGAAGCUUGGUCUAAAAUUCCCGAAAAAUUAGCUUUUUAUGAUUACAUUGGUAAUAAUCCAGCAAAAGGGGGAUUAUUCAGAGCAGGGUCAAUGGACAACGGGGAUGGAAUAGCUGUUGGGUGGUUAGGACACCCCGUCUUUAGAGAUAAAGAAGGGCGCGAGCUUUUUGUACGUCGUAUGCCUACCUUUUUUGAAACAUUUCCGGUAGUUUUGGUAGAUGGAGACGGAAUUGUUAGAGCCGAUGUUCCUUUUAGAAGGGCAGAAUCAAAGUAUAGUGUUGAACAAGUAGGUGUAACUGUUGAGUUCUAUGGUGGCGAACUCAAUGGAGUCAGUUAUAGUGAUCCUGCGACUGUAAAAAAAUAUGCUAGACGUGCCCAAUUAGGUGAAAUUUUUGAAUUAGAUCGGGCUACUUUGAAAUCUGAUGGCGUUUUUCGUAGCAGUCCAAGGGGUUGGUUCACUUUUGGCCAUGCUACGUUUGCUUUGCUCUUCUUUUUCGGACACAUUUGGCAUGGCGCUAGAACCUUGUUCAGAGAUGUUUUUGCUGGCAUUGAUCCAGAUUUGGAUGCUCAAGUGGAAUUUGGAGCAUUCCAAAAACUUGGGGAUCCAACUACAAAGAGACAAGUAGUCUGAUACAACAUUGCUCUGGUAUCUUUCGCCUCUUUUUUUGAUUUGACAUAGGGUUAGGGUACUGAAGAAAUCUUGACUUGAAUCACCAUCUUUCUUUGACUCUUUCCUUUUCUUUAUAUGGUAAAUGAUGCCAAAUGAAUAGGUGUGGAAGCUAUAAUUGUAAACCACGAUCGAAUCUAUGGAAGCAUUGGUUUAUACAUUCCUUUUAGUCUCGACUUUAGGGAUAAUUUUUUUCGCUAUCUUUUUUCGAGAACCGCCUAAGGUUCCAACUAAAAAAUGAAAUAAUUUUUCAUUAUCUCAGUUGAAGUAAUGAGUCUCCCCAUAUGGGAGGCUCAUUACUUCAACUAGUCCCCGUGUUCUUCGAAUGGAUCUCUUAGUUGUUGUGAGGGUUGCCCAAAAGCGGUAUAUAAGGCGUACCCAGUAAAGCUUACAAGUAAACCAGAUAUGAAGAUGGCGACUAGGGUUGCUGUUUCCAUUUUUAGACAAUUUCAAGAUCACAAUGGAUCUACGAUAAGAUCGUUUAUUUACAACUACAACGGAAUGGUAUACAAAGUCAACAGAUCUCAACCAAUGAUUAAAUAGGAUUUA